Molecule: messenger RNA, 701 nt
Organism: Cebus imitator (Panamanian white-faced capuchin)
Lineage: Eukaryota; Metazoa; Chordata; Mammalia; Primates; Cebidae
Gene: CIB3
Product: calcium and integrin binding family member 3
Exons: 6
Coding region: 46-609 (187 amino acids)
Molecular function (GO): calcium ion binding
Source: RefSeq, a predicted model, not a curated record
GGGGCUUUAGGGGUGCAUCCCCGAGUCUGGGGUGUGGUUCACACCAUGGGCAGCAAGCAGACAGUCUUCACUCAUGAGCAGCUGGAAGCGUAUCAGGACUGCACAUUCUUCACGAGGAAGGAGAUCAUGAGGCUCUUCCAUCGGUACCAGGACCUGGCCCCGCAACUCGUGCCCCUCGACUAUACCACCUGUCCCGAUGUGAAGGUGCCCUACGAGCUCAUUGGCAGCAUGCCCGAGCUGAAGGAUAACCCCUUCCGCCAGAGGAUCGCCCAGGUCUUCUCCAACAAUGGGGAUGGCCACAUGACCUUAGAUAACUUUUUGGACAUGUUUUCUGUGAUGAGCGAAAUGGCUCCCCGUGACCUCAAAGCCUACUAUGCUUUUAAAAUUUAUGAUUUUAACAAUGACGACUACAUUUGUGCAUGGGACCUGGAGCAGACCGUGACCAAACUGACUCGGGGGGAGCUGAGCGCUGAGGAGGUGAGCCUGGUGUGCGAGAAGGUGCUGGAUGAGGCUGAUGGGGACCAUGAUGGGCGGCUGUCCCUGGAAGACUUCCAGAACAUGAUCCUCCGGGCACCAGACUUCCUCAGCACCUUCCACAUCCGAAUCUGAUGGUGCCACAGAGGAGCCAGCUACAGGAGGGCAGGUGACCCCUCACCCGCUGUGGACUCUGGUUUCUGGGAAUAAACACAAAUCACCAAGUC